Heterobasidion irregulare TC 32-1 is the source of this 1959-nucleotide messenger RNA. RefSeq lists its product as uncharacterized. The coding region runs from base 1 to 1959 and encodes 652 amino acids. Gene Ontology annotation, cellular component: cytosol. The record is from RefSeq and is a predicted model, not a curated record. Gene Ontology annotation, biological process: glycerol catabolic process. The transcript is spliced from 6 exons. NCBI's taxonomy places the organism in Eukaryota, Fungi, Basidiomycota, Agaricomycetes, Russulales, Bondarzewiaceae. Gene Ontology annotation, molecular function: glycerone kinase activity.
AUGUCGAACAAGCAUGUUUUCAACUCACCGCAAGGCCUUGUCCUCAAAUCUCUCCGCGGCGCAGCCGCACUCAACCCCACCCUCCGUCUCCACGCUCCGUCAAAGUCUGUCUAUGUAGCGCAUCCCUCACCACAAGCUCGUGUUGCUGUGAUCGCAGGUGGAGGCGCGGGGCAUGAGCCCGCGCACGCAUCCUACACUGGGCGGGGCAUGCUCGCGGCCUCCGUCUCGGGCGACAUCUUCGCAAGCCCCAGCGCGCGACAGAUCCUCGCCGCCAUCGAGCUCGCGCUCCUUGCCGCGAAGUCCUCCUCCUCUGGUGCAUCCGAUGCGGAUCUGGGCCCGAGACCGCACACGACAGACGUGCUGCUGAUCAUCAAUAACUACACUGGCGAUCGCAUCAACUUUGGGCUGGCAAUAGCGCGAGCGCGAGCUCUGUACCCCGAUGUGCGAGUUGAGUCAAUUGUAGUCGCGGACGAUGUAUCGUUGCUCCGAGAAGAGGGCGGGCCAUCACUUGUCGGCCCUCGUGGACUUGCGGGCAACAUCCUGGUAUGUAAGGUGCUUGGGGCCUAUGCAGAGACGGGAGCGGGUUUGGACGAUGUGAAGAGAUUAGGGGAGGCUAUCGUCGCCGGGGCCCUAGCGAGUAUCGGGGUCGGCUUGGAGCAUUGUCACGUUCCUGGACGAAGCAUCGAAAAGGUGGCAGAAGACACAGGAGAUGGUAAUGAGGGGGAGGAGUGCGAGGUAGGUAUGGGACUCCAUAACGAACCGGGGGUGAGGUGCGGGAGAUUUGCAUCACCUGAAGGGUUGAUCACGGAAAUGCUGGAGAUGGUGUUGAUCUCCACAGAUGGUGCGGUAGGGACUGAUCAUGAGGCAUUCGUGGAGAUCGGGAAGACAUACCUUGAAACUGACGAGACUGUCCUCUUUGUGAACAAUCUCGGCGGCAUGUCGCAGCUUGAGAUGGGUGCACUACUCGAUGACACACUGGCACAACUCGAGGCGAAUAAUAUAAACCCUCGGAGGAUCUAUUCCUCAGCAUAUAUGACCUCUUUGAAUGCCCCUGGAUUUUCUAUAUCGCUGCUCAAUCUUUCUCGCAUCCAGCGAACCCUCAUUCAACUCGGCGGAGAACGUAUUGACAUCCUGGCUCUCCUCGACACGCCAACAGAUGCCCACGCCUGGGUUGGUGUACGAGCGUGGCCUACAGAUAGGCUAUCUACACGCGAGGAGAUCGAGGCCGAAUCAGAAAAAUUAUUGCACACUUCAGCCCAUCAUGUGGAGGACCAAGGCGUACCGAGAAAUGAACGCGAUGAGGGCAACUAUUGGCGCGAUGCAGACAUAUCUGUCAGUAUGGUGGAGGCUGGAAUCCGUGCCGCAUGUGCCAGUGCAUUGGACGCCGAGAAGGAGCUGACGGUGUUUGACACGAUCGUUGGAGACGGCGACUGUGGGGAAACGUUUGCAGCUGGUGCCCGAGCGGUCCUGAAAGCAUUGGAUGAUGGCGAACUCGAGAUCAAGACACUAAAUCCAUCGCAGCUCAUCGGGAAGCUCAGCGAGAUCCUGGAGGAUAGUAUGGGCGGGACGAUUGGGGCGCUUCUGGCAAUCUUCUUCACGUCCCUCUCGACCGCAGUCCCGACUCGCUCAACUGGUGCUUGGUACACCGCACCAUCUGUUGCUCUCGAGGCCCUCUCGGAACACACCCCAGCACGACCAGGAGAUCGGACGAUUGUUGAUGCACUUGCACCAUUCUGCAGCGCCUUGGCCGGCGGCGAUUCGUUAAUGUUCUAUAGAGGCAUGAGCGAAGCCGUGAGGAGGGCACGCGAAGGUGCAGAAAGCACACGAGGCAUGAAAGCUAGGUUAGGGAGAGCAGUAUAUGUCGGGGAGGGAGAUGUACGAGGGCUGCCGCCUGAUCCGGGGGCAUGGGGUGUUGCAGCUGUCCUUGAGGGAUUGUGGCAGGGAAUGUGCGGGGCAUAA